Molecule: messenger RNA, 1380 nt
Organism: Penicillium pulvis
Lineage: Eukaryota; Fungi; Ascomycota; Eurotiomycetes; Eurotiales; Aspergillaceae
Product: cytochrome P450
Exons: 3
Coding region: 1-1380 (459 amino acids)
Molecular function (GO): oxidoreductase activity, acting on paired donors, with incorporation or reduction of molecular oxygen; monooxygenase activity; heme binding
Source: RefSeq, a predicted model, not a curated record
AUGGCUAUCGAUUGGUACGCAUCGUAUGUAAACAGACGCCUCCCUGGUCUUACACUAAGUAUAAUGCAGUACGGGCGGCUUGGGAAACCUUUCAGAAUAUCAACUCCAAGACGAUGGAUCGUCGUUGUAACCCAUCCUGCCGUUUUGAAGCAAAUAAAGAACACCGACGAACGGUAUCUUUCCAUGCAAGCAGCAGCAGACGAACGGAAUUCAAUGUCAUAUCUCCUGAGUGACUGUAUUCACAAGAACCCGCUCCACGUGGCCAUUAUUCAGAGAAAAAUGAGACAUCGACUGCUGGAAUUGAUUCCAGACACGCUCAUCGGGUUAGACGAGAUAUUGAAACGGCACAUUACCGUGGGUGCUGAUUGGGUUACAAUCGAAACCAGCCAUCUGGUUCUUAAAUGCAUUUCACUCACAACUAAUCGAGUUUUGGUUGGGGAGGAGCUAUCGGGAGAUGAAGAAUGGCUUGACUUGUCAGAGAAACUGUCGUUGGCUAUUGGUAAAGCUGGUCUUCUGGUGGAUCUCACGCCAAGAUAUCUUAAGCAGGCUGUGGCUUGGUACCUGCUUCCGUCCGGAAUCUGGAAUGCAUACUUAUCGAAGCUGAGUGGUGUCUUUGAAGAGCGUGAGAAAAGGAUGCAUGAAUAUGACACAGGCUUGGUUGAAAGACCAGUAAGAAUUCUUCAUUGGCAGAUUUUAUUGUUCACAUCAACUGACAUCCAUCAGAAGGAUGCAAUUCAGUGGAUUUUGGAAGCUGCUGGACCAACUUCGCUGUACAAUCUAUGCAUGUACAUCCUUUACAUCCAAUUUUCUUCCAUCCACACUUCCGCAGCGAGUCUGAUGAAUGCACUCUUGGACCUUGCCUGUCAUCGCGGUUGGAACAAGCAAGCAUUAUCAAAUUUGAAGAACGUGGACAGUUCACUCCGUGAAAGUCAACGACUGCAUCCCAUAACCACAGCCACAAUGAUGAGAAAAACCCUCCAACCUCUCUUUCUGGCGGAUGGUACUUUCUUGUCCAAGGGUCAGUGGGUUGUAGUUCCGGCGUGGGCAAUAAAUCGGUCAACUGAGAUUUACACCGAUGCUCACACAUUCAAAGCUCUUCGAUCCGUGGAAAGUAGUCAAAAUGACAAAGAGUCUCCAGUUGACGCGUAUAUGCCUGGGGAUGGGUUCCUUUCAUUUGGCUUAGGACGACAUGCAUGUCCAGGCAGAUGGUUUGCAGAAAGUGAAUUGAAGUUGAUCCUGGCAUUCAUACUUGCUCGGUACGACUUCAAAUUACCUGACGAUACGAUCAUUAGGCCGAUGAACAAUUUCUGUUUCUUUUCUUGUGUACCUGAUGGGAUACAAAGAUUGGUGUUCAGAGCUCGGGGGAAAGCUCUGAGGUAA